Cyclopterus lumpus (lumpfish) is the source of this 1751-nucleotide messenger RNA. Its product is annotated as GTPase IMAP family member 7-like. The record is from RefSeq and is a predicted model, not a curated record. Gene Ontology annotation, molecular function: GTP binding. Bases 147 to 983 code for a protein of 278 amino acids. NCBI's taxonomy places the organism in Eukaryota, Metazoa, Chordata, Actinopteri, Perciformes, Cyclopteridae. The transcript is spliced from 2 exons.
ACACACACAUACACACGCCUGCCCCUACAGUAAGUGAAAGUGAAACUUAAGUCACAGCAGAGGCCCGCAGGAGAAAAGAGACACGGACAACGUCGUCUGGUUGAAACAUUUUACUCUUCGCUGAUUUCUCUUCUAAAAAGAUAGACAUGUUCAACAGCAGGAGAAUUGCCAUCCUGGGAAAAACUGGAGUUGGAAAAAGCAGCCUUGCUAACACCAUAUUUGGAGAGCAACUGUUCAAGAUCGGACACACUGCCAACUCUGAAACCAAUAUAUGUCAAGCCCAAACUAGAUGUGUCAAUGGAGGAAACAUCACUUUGAUUGACAGUCCUGGCUUCUUCGACACAGACCGAUCUGAGAAGGAGCUGAAGUCUGAAAUAUUGAAAUGCAUCACCGAGUUCGCUCCUGGGCCUCAUGCCUUUCUCAUUGUGCUUAAAGUGGAGAGAUUCACAAAGCAGGAGCAGGAUGUCAUCAAAAAUAUGAAUCAAUACUUUUCUGAAGAAUUCUUCAAGUUUGCGAUAGUUCUCUUUAGUCAUGGUGACCAGCUCCUUGAAGGACAGACCAUUGAGCAAUUUGUCCAUGAUAAUACGCUUGUGAGGGAUCUGGUGACAAAGUGUGGAGGCCGGUGCCACGUCAUCGAUAAUAGACACUGGAAGACCAACCAGCAGGACGAAUACAGGAGCAACCAGUUCCAAGUGAAGAAGCUCCUCAAGACAGUAGAUGGGAUGAUUCAGGCAAACGAUGGAAGAUGGUACACCAAUGAGAUGCUACAAGCAGUGGAGAAAAGAAUAAUGCAGGAGGUGCAAAAGAUUAGAAAGUCACCAGGAAACAUGUCAGAGGAAAAGAUCAGAGAGAAGGCUAAAAGCAACGUACUUAAGGGGGUUGUUAUCAGUUUGGCCGCUUUUACAGCAGUUGCAUUGUUGGGAGUUCUUUUUUGUGUAGGGGGGCCGGCCAGCGCUGCUGUUACAGCGGCAGUGCUUGUAUGAGGUGCAGCAGCAGCAGGUGUAAGAGCAAUUACUGGUGGAAAGUCAUAAUUGCUCUAAUCUGUAGUGGAAGCGGUGGCAGGAGGUGCUGCAGGAUAUUGUGCAGCUGAGGGAGAAGACGACACACCAUUGGAAGCAGCAGAGAGGGCAAGAAAGGUCGUCAUUGAUGGAAGCAAAUCUAAACAAUAGAGUUUAAACCUAUAAUGAGCUAAAACUCUUGAAGAGUUAGUUAAAAAGUCAUAUCUCCCAAUAAAUUGCAUGCAAAUCUUUUUCUAAAUAAUAUGUAACCACAGAGUAUUAUGGUUAAUCAUUAGAACUAUGUAAUAUGUCUUAAAGUGUAAUUUACUUAUUAUUCAUAAGAUUCAUCGUCAUUUAAGUUUCUUUUUUUUUGAUGAGUUCUGAUUUCUUUCUUUUUAUUGAGCUAAGAGUGUUUUGGUUUCAUAUAUCACUUUAUUCUUCACAUAUAAUCUCAUAUUAUUUAGUGGAAAUUGAAUGACAGCCUCAAUGUGUUUUUCUUUCAUACAUCAAUAUGUAAUAACAUGUUCUUCUUUGUUUACUGAAUGGUAAGAAGAAGUAAAUAAGUGAACUCUUGUUUCACCUGAUAAUUUUGAAGGUCUUAUUGGAAAUGUAGACUUUUGACAUCUUGUCUUUUCUUUUUUUUUUUUUUUUUACUUUACCUUUUUACAUUCUUCAUCUUUGUAACCAUUUAUCUUCCUAUAUAUGCAACAACAACAAAUAAAACUGGUUUGUAUUCUGUACAUUCCAACCAAA